CCUCUGGGCUCUGUCCCCUUUCGACCCCUACACCCUUCCCCUGGGCCGGAUUACCGACCGGUGUUAAGAUACUGAUGGUUUGUCAAGAUUGAUGGUUUGUACAGUUGGGGCUACGAGUACAGCUCCAUCUUGUUGUCAUAUCGGGGAUAACAGUUGUUGACAACUGUAGCAUUUUAGCUAAGCUUAACCCUAAUCCUUUUCCUAACCUUAACCUCAUUCUCCUAACCUCCUACAUGAAUUAUCCUAACCUGCCACGUUAAGUUCUUCUAACCUGUCACGUUAAUUCUGCUAUCCUGUCACGUUAGUUCUCCUAACCUGCAACAUUAAUUAUCCUAACCUGCCAUGUUAAUUAUCCUAACCUGCUACUUUAGUUAUCCUAACCUGCUAUGUAAACAAACCACUAUCACCACAUAGGACAUGCAGCCCCCCAGAUAACAUAUGAACACAUCAGUUGAGGGCCCCCUGGAGGUCCGCCCAGAUAGCAUAUGAACAGGUCAGUUGAAAACCUCAACAAAUUCGGCUGUGGGGGUGUGAAAGUAGGUGCCCUAGUGGCCCACAUUUGGUAGUCCUGCCCUGCCCUUCCCAUUGAACUAGUGAUUGUGAAAUGUAGGUGAAUAGAGCGAUGUGCAAAGUUCAUCAGACUGUUCCAAUGUACAAGGAGGAUUUGCUCACAGGCGCACAUCAAGCGCACAAUAUCUAGGCUAUGAUAUAGCCACUCGAACUAGGCCUAAUUAAAAUGUUGCAUUUAUGUAGGCAUUUAAGAAGAUGAUGCACGCUUACCGGUAGGCUAUGUUUCGUAACUGGGUGACGUCAGCUCUAACCAUCGACGAUGAAAUGUGCAGGUGAAUACGGGAUAAACACAUGAACCAAAAGCAAGAAGGGAGGAGGGCAAGAUUAUCUGGCAAACAUGAUUUCUGAAUGGGGGGGGAUGAAGAUAUAUUUACGGAUAAAUGGCGUGCUAUGCUAUCGCACUUAACCGAUAUAGCUGCAUCAGGAGGUAUAGCCUAAAUUGCCUAUCGAAUAAUAACGGGAUGUCUCUCGCGAUAUAUUUCCUCCCAUCAUUGUUCCUCCGCUCGAUAGUCCAUGUUGGCGCCAAUGGAGUGACAACAAUUGAACGAGUAUAGAGAAAGAAGGCUACUGUGGAGAAGUAGGCUAGGCGACAGCAAUACAUUAACAAUACACCCACAUGUGGCACUGGUGACUUAACGGGCACCCGAGAAACAACACCUGAAUUUUUUUGUUUUUCACUGUCCCGCGAUCGUGUGACAUGACACGUAGGACAUGAUCGAAUCAAGCCGUUGGGGCAAUUGUAGGAGGUGCGGUAAUAACCUGGCAGGAGGGAAGCUUCAUGCUUGGAAGACGUUUGCUUUUGGAGGAUCGUAUUCAUACAUGGGGCUUGAGUUGUCAUGCGGGGCGGUCCCGACUCUGGACCCCCUGAUUGUCGGAGUCUCGGACAGAUCCCGAUGCUCACGGUCAAAUCGUUGCUUGUGAGGAACAAAAUAAUGCCUGCGGUGAACGUUACCGGAGAAGCGCCCUUACUGAACGGGGGCAGAAGAGAAGAGCAGCGUCCCUGUAAACAGUCCCUUCCCGGGUCCCUAUGCCGAGAGUCCCACUGGAAGUGCCUGCUCCUCACGCUGCUGAUGUUUGGCUGUUUCGCCACGCUGGGAUGGUGCUCCUUCUCCCGUGUCACCGUCAUGGCUGCCGAUGAACACGGCCUCUACUACGGCGUCCGCGCCCGCCUCUACCAUGACAGCCCCUGCUCCAACGGCUACGUCUACAUCCCGGUGGCCUUCCUGAUCAUGCUGUACCUGGUCUACCUGGUGGAGUGCUGGCACUGCUUCUCUAAAACAUCCUCUCUGGCCCGGGUGAAGAUCAGCAAGGUGUACAACAGGGUCCAGAGGCUGCAGCAGGCCAUGCCCUGUAUCUGGUGGAAGGCCAUCAGCUAUCACUAUGUGAGACGGACACGGCAGGUGACUCGAUACCGCAAUGGUGACGCUUACACCACCACACAGGUGUACCAUGAGCGGGUCAAUACACACGCAGCCAGCUCUGAAUUUGACUAUGCUCAACAUGGUGUAAAGGAUGUAUCCAAGGAGCUGCUUGGCCUUCUGGAGCACCCGGCUGUACGCCUUCGGUUCACCAAGUGUUUCAGUUUUGCCAGUGCUCGUGCCGAGGCCGCCUACCUCACUCAGCGCGCACGCUUCUUCGCAGAGAACGAGGGUCUGGAUGACUACAUGGAGGCACGGGAGGGCAUGCACCUGAAGAACGUGGACUUCCGUGAGCACAUGCUGGCCUUUCCUAACCCGGCGUGGCCGCCCUGGUUCUCUCGGCGGCGCAUGUAUUGGCUGAUCUCAGCCCUGAUGUUGUCCUGGCCACUACGGGUGGUGUCAGAGUACCGUACGGCGUAUGUUCACUACCAUGUGGAGAAGCUGUUUGGUGAGAACGAGGAAGUCAAUGACAAUGACAGCACUGAGAUGGGCAACUACCGCUUAGGCCAGGAGAAUGGGCAACGCGGUGGCCCCAGAUUACGUGUCAUAUCGAGGGUCAACACUGUGGAUAUCACUGAACUGGAGUGGCACAUUCGCUGUAACCAGCAGAUGGUGCCCAGUUACUCCGAGGCCUUGCUGAUGGACCUGAACACCAAUAACACAACCUCUUUGCCCUCUGCGUUUACCGGGGCAACACAUGUCCAUAUGAGGCGGAGCUCCAGCUACGUCCUACAGAGCUGCCCACGCUGCUGCAGGUCCACCAGCAGCUCCUCGCUCCCCUCGCGAGUCAGGGGAAAUGUGGUAAUGGGGGCAGGAUCUUUGACAUAUGGGACAGUGGGAAGGAUGGGAGGAGGAAGGUUAGCCCUCAGCCGCAGUGGAUUCUCUCUGGGCCGUUUGCACACGAUGCGCCAGGCCUGCCUGUUUCACUCCCGGAGCCUUGGUGCAGGGAUGGGGAGUAGAGGGGAUGAAGGUGGUGGGUUUCUGGGACUGGGCCUCCGCCGGGCUAAUGAAGAAAGCAGAGGGGUCCUGGAGUCAGAAGGAUAUGAAGUGGACGAGAAUAGUCUGCAGCUAGAGGAGGAUAGAGAGCAGGAACUAGAGAGAGUGAGGACCGAGAUCAUGCAGGGAGUGGCAUGUGUGACAGAGACACCACCAGCCUAUCAGGAAGCUCUCCACUUGCCUGUGUUGAUUGUCCACGGUGAGGAGAGCUGUCAUGGAGGGGAGGACCUUGACGCAGGAUAGUCACUGUGAUUGGUGAAGGUGAUGUACAGUAGAGCAGAUAUGCAAAUCUGCUCAGGAUAAUGCAAGAAAUUAGAGAGAGGAGAGGAGAAGAAAACAGGGACGGAGGAAGAAUGUGUGGCGAUAUCAAAAAGGUUGUUAAAGAGAGGGGUAAGGAAGGAGAAAGAAAACAAAUGGAAAAAUCAUGCUUUCCAGACCUGCGAGAAAGCAGUACUGUAUGUGAAAGAUGUGUAGGGAAACAAAACUAUUGUGUCACAGUAGAUUAAAUGACAGUUAUGUAGUUGCUCUUCUUAAAGAGACAGUAAUAUGUGUGUCCCAUUGUCCACAAUGAACAACAAUCGCUUUGUAUCUUUGUUCAUGAAUGUAUGGAAGUAUCAAGGAGCUGCUGAGUUAGCACUUAACAUCAGGAGUAGUUCAUUUUUCACCAAGCUAUUAGAUUAAUUCAAGGGGCACUGUAUAAUGUGUAAACUUACAGAACUCCCUGUUAGAUGCGGAGCAAAACUCUAAUGCCAAUAAAAAAUAAGCAAUUACCAUUCCACAAAGAGUAUUACCAUUCCACAAAGAGUAUUACCAUUCCACAAAGAGUAUUACCAUUCCACAAAGAGAGUAUUACCAUUCCACAAAGAGUAUUACCAUUCCACAAAGAGAGUAUUACCAUUCCACAAAGAGAGUAUUACCAUUCCACAAAGAGUAUUACCAUUCCACAAAGAGUAUUACCAUUCCACAAAGAGAUUAUUACCAUUCCACAAAGAGAGUAUUACCAUUCCACAAAGAGAGUAUUACCAUUCCACAAAGAGUAUUACCAUUCCACAAAGAGAGUAUUACCAUUCCACAAAGAGUAUUACCAUUCCACAAAGAGAGUAUUACCAUUCCACAAAGAGUAUUACCAUUCCACAAAGAGAGCAUUACCAUUCCACAAGGAGAGUAUUACCAUUCCACAAAGAGAGCAUUACCAUUCCACAAAGAGAGUAUUACCAUUCCACAAAGAGUAUUACCAUUCCACAAAGAGAGUAUUACCAUUCCACAAAGAGUAUUACCAUUCCACAAA
Molecule: messenger RNA, 4272 nt
Organism: Oncorhynchus mykiss (rainbow trout)
Lineage: Eukaryota; Metazoa; Chordata; Actinopteri; Salmoniformes; Salmonidae
Product: transmembrane protein 151B-like
Source: RefSeq, a predicted model, not a curated record